CCCUUAAUAAUGAUUAAGCUAAUCACUAAUUAUAGAUCAUAUCAAAAUGGAGGACCACCAGACAACGACGUCAUCGUCGGAAGCGGCGGUGAUCCAACACAGGGCGUACGCCAGGGUGGGGCUGCUCGGUAACCCGAGCGACGUGUACUACGGCCGCACGAUCUCCUUCAGCGUCGGAAACUUCUGGGCCACCGUAAGGUUGCAACCGUCCGAUGAUCUCGUCAUCCAGCCCCACCCCACCCACGACCUCGUCGUCUUCCGAUCCCUCGAUCACCUGGUGAAUCGGUUGGAUAGUGAGGGAUAUUAUGGUGGUGUUCGAUUGCUGAUGGCGAUUUGCAAAGUGUUCUUCGAUUAUUGCAAGGAAAAUGCGAUCGAAUUGGAAGCUCGAAAUUUCACUCUCUCGUAUGAUACUAAUAUCCCUCGCCAGACAGGACUUUCGGGGUCUAGUGCGAUUGUGUGUGCAGCCCUGAGCUGCCUUCUUGACUUCCACAAGGUUAGGCACUUGAUUAAAGUGGAGGUCCGCCCCGGCCUCGUCCUCAAUGCCGAGAAGCAACUAGGCAUUGUUGCCGGUCUUCAAGAUCGCGUGGCGCAAGUUUAUGGCGGCCUUGUUGACAUGGAAUUUGCCAAGGAACACAUGGAUACUCUGGGGCAUGGAAUUUACACACCCAUGGAUGUUAGUCUUCUCCCGCCUCUUCACCUCAUCUAUGCCGAGAAUCCAAGUGAUUCUGGGAAGGUGCAUAGUACCGUUCGUCAAAGGUGGCUCAGCGGUGAUGAGUUUAUAAUAUCAUCAAUGACAGAAGUUGCAAAUAUUGCACUAGAAGGAAGGACGGCCUUACUUGAAAGGGACUACACUAAAUUAGCUUCUCUGAUGAACAGAAAUUUUGACCUUAGAAGAAGCAUGUUUGGAGACGAUGCUCUGGGUGCUUUAAACAUAGAAAUGGUGGAGGUAGCCCGAAGGGUGGGUGCAGCGUCCAAAUUCACAGGUAGCGGAGGGGCAGUCGUUGUGUUUUGUCCUGAUGGUCCUACACAAGUGAAGCUCUUGGAGGACGAGUGUCAAAAGGCUGGCUUUAAACUCGAACAGAUAGAAGUCAUUCCCUCUCUUCUAAACAAGGUUGAUCUACAAACCUUAUCAAAAUAGGCAAUUAGUUGGUGUCUUGAUUUAGUUCUCUUUAGGAACACAAUUUUUACGCCUUUUGUUUGAAACGAAUUAUAAACUGCUAUUUGUUUGUUCGAGUGUUUGAUAUCAAUGCAAGUCUUUCCAGAGACCGAAUGGACUUAAAGAUCA
Messenger RNA from Malus domestica (apple), 1285 nucleotides. RefSeq names its product glucuronokinase 1-like. Lineage: Eukaryota; Viridiplantae; Streptophyta; Magnoliopsida; Rosales; Rosaceae. Gene Ontology annotation, molecular function: ATP binding. The record is from RefSeq and is a predicted model, not a curated record.